CGGAUUAGAUCAGAAUCCGAUUUUAAUCUAAUCGUCUUCCCUAAAGUCUAAACGGUACCAACUUGAGUCACUUGAUAUAGGGAUGAUCCCAAAUCGCAGCAUAGUUUUUUGUUUUUGAGCCCCCAAAAGACAUAAAAGUAGCCCACGCAACACAUCAGUAGCAUAAAUUAUUCAUGACCCGCCAGCCAAAAGUUUCCAGGUUUUGAAGAAGGAACGCAGACAGUGAGUCUACAACAGAUUCUUUUCCCGUCUCGUGUAUAUCUCUCCAGCUUCACUCAGUCUGCUCCGUUGGAUUCUACAGGUUAGUGGUGAAAAUGUCGGACAAGGGAGGCAGAAUGUUUACGUUGCCCACCAAAGCAACACCCAAAUCUUCUCUCAAAUCAUCUUCUGGAAAAGAUGAUGGUUCAGCAAAAUCAAAGAAGGGAAGGAAAGUUCAGUUCGGAACUGAAGGUUCACCUGAUGUUCAGUUUAAUUUCUCAUCGGGAAAAUCUGAUGGCAAGUUCGCAACCCCUUUUGGUAAAGGUGGAAAAGGAGACAAAGUCAGCAAUGGUGGGAAGACUCAUGUGGCCAAAGAAUCACAGACAUUGGAGCUCAGAGUUGAAGCAGAACUUCCAGAAAAUGUUAAAUGCAUUAUGGAUUGUGAGGCUGCCAGUAUCUUAGAAGGCAUUCAAGACCAAAUGGUUGUACUCUCUGGCGAUCCAACUGUUAAGCUCCCUGAAUCAUUUCAUUCGGGACUGCAGUAUUCCAAGGGUGGUAGCUGUUAUACUAAUCCGCAGUAUGUUAGAAAAGUUCUUCAAUCUCUUUCAAAACAUGGUGUCUCUAACAGUGAGAUUUGUAUGAUUGCAAAUACUUGUCCAGAAACCGUUGAGGAAGUUUUUGCUCUCGUCCGAUCCUUGCAGGCUAAGAAAAGCAGGCUCAGCGAACCACUUAAAGCUGCAUUGGACGAGCUAGCUAAACUUAAAACAUCAACCUAAUUGCAUGUGUGGAUGCUCUGGUGAGGUGGUUUUUACUAGGAUGUUACUGCUUUAAGUUGUAGCCUUCUAGGCUGUGAUUAUUGUUUGGAUCCGAUAAACCAAAUGCAUGCAGGUUACUCGACUGUUAGGAGCAUGAGACAGGCUUAUUUUUGCGGGGGGAAGCCUUAUCGGAAUUGGUUUGAUAGAACUAUCCUCGUGUCGUAAUCGAUGGUUUUACCCUCUCCAUUUCAAUGACCGGAGAUUAAUUAGACCAAGUGUGCAGGGUUUAUUUCACUGUUGGAAUAUUAUCAACUUGUGACAUGAAUUCGUAGUCAAAAUAGAGAUAUUGUUUAAUGGUGUGACUGCUGGAUUCUAUAACUGUUGGAAUAUUAUUAUCUUAUGAUGUGAAUAUUUUUGUCGAAUAUCGAUAUCGUAUUUGUAG
Messenger RNA from Hibiscus syriacus, 1395 nucleotides. RefSeq names its product DNA-directed RNA polymerases IV and V subunit 4-like. Gene Ontology annotation, biological process: DNA-templated transcription initiation. Gene Ontology annotation, cellular component: RNA polymerase complex. The transcript is spliced from 10 exons. The record is from RefSeq and is a predicted model, not a curated record. Bases 315 to 974 code for a protein of 219 amino acids. NCBI's taxonomy places the organism in Eukaryota, Viridiplantae, Streptophyta, Magnoliopsida, Malvales, Malvaceae. Gene Ontology annotation, molecular function: nucleotide binding.